AUGGUGCUAAGAUUCGCUACCAUCUCAGCUGCGGCUGUGACUUUGUUGUCAUUCCCUGGGCAAGUCCUUGCAGAGCCCCUGCCGACUCCUCAUCUAUCUUUCAGCGGACCCUUCGAGGUGGAGAGAAGCGGCGUGCAGAAUAUCAAUGUAGUCUACAACAGAAAUAUCAACGGUGAACUCGACAUUGCCUAUGGCGACUGCGAUAUACAGACUCGACAGCACGUCGCACAUCACAUCGGAAGUACACACGUUGGCGAGCACCCACUGGCAAAGCGCCACGCAGAGUGGAAAGACAGCCAACCUACCAAAUUUGUGUGGAGAGUUCCCGAGGAGAUUGAAAAGGGCUGUCUGCAUGCGUUCGUGGGUGAUGAGAUUGUGGGGCGGUCAAGGGAGUAUACGGUCAAGACUAGGAGGGUGAAGAAGAGGGCUACGUUUGCGGAAAUAUCUGAUCCAAUGGGACCCUGGUUUGAUGGGGUCGAGUAUCUGAAACAAAAGAAUGCGAAUGAGACCUUCGUUGCUGCGACCAAGGAGAAGAAAUUUGCGAUUCUGGGUGGUGGAAUUUCCGGGCUGACGACAGCACUUAUCCUGGAGUCGGUGGGUAUCCAUAAUUGGAAAAUUCUUGAGUCGUCAGACCGAUUGGGUGGCCGCAUGUACACAGCCUACCUCAACAACACGAAGCCAGAAGACUACCAAUAUCACGAAAUGGGCCCUAUGCGGUUCCCUUACACUAUGACUGAUCCGGAGACCAACGAGACAUUGGCAAUCGAAGACCAAAAGAUGAUCUUCCAGCUUGCCGACAUCCUCAACGAAAUAAACAAAGACAACGAUCCUGCCCUUCAAGUAAAAUUUGUUCCCUGGAUCCAAACCAGCACAAAUGCCCCGGUAGCAACUACCAAGCGCCGCCCCGACGGUACUGUGCCAGGGCGCUUGGAAACCCAACUCAACCCCUCCUUGCUCGACAAUCCAAACGCCACAUACUCCAAUGCAACGGCCGUCUACGAAGCCAUGGCGGCUCUCGACGACUUCAAAGCCCUAACUCCAGAACGAGUGCGCUUCUAUGCCAGAGACAUUUUCCGCGCACACAAGCAAGCGGUAGAACAAGGCAUGUUGGACUUUAGUGAAGUAGAAUACCUCCGGUACGCCAUGGGUUACGACGCCAACAUCACAGAUCAAGUGACCACAACGGCGGUCUCGUGGCCCAUGUGGGAGUUUGAAACCGUCUACUUCAUGGCCGAUAAAUGGCUCACCAUUGAUAAAGGCAUGAGUCGAUUGCCCGAGGCCUUCCACCCCUUGGUCGACAGCCGCACCUCGUUCCUAACCAAAGUGCACGGCGUCAAGCACAACGCCGACACCAACACAGUCACUGUAUUCUCUCGACGCACCGGAAGUUCCCCCUGGGAUAAAAACACGACUACAACCGAAGAAUUCGACUACAUCUUCAACUCGGUACCCUUCCCCCUCUUACGCUUCUGGACCCUCCCCCCACACUCCUCCCUCAUGACCCGCGCAAUCCAACGUACAGUGUUUGAUGGCGCCGUAAAAGUAGCCAUGCAAUACUCGACCCGCUUCUGGGAACACCUCCCGGAACCCAUCCUUGGCGGCUGCGGCCGCACCUCAACCUACGGCAUUGGGCAAAUCUGCUAUCCCUCGCACCACAUCAACGCCACUGGGCCCGGCACCAUGUUGACGAGCUACAUUUCGUCGAGCGAUGCGGUAGCGGCGUGCGCGAUGCCCGUCGAAGAACACAUUGCGUACAUUCAGCGGGCAAUGGUGGAGAUUCACGGGCCAGUGGCGGAUGAGGCGUGGACGGGGAAUUAUGAGAGGCAUUGUUGGGAGCAGGAUGAGCAUCAUGCGGGCAGUUGGGCGGUGCCGAUUGUGCCGCAGCAGCAGCUGUAUUUGCCGGCAUUUUGGCAGACGGAGUUUAACACUGUGUUUAUUGGGGAGCAUACGAGUUUUACGCACAGUUGGGUGUUUAGUGCGUUGGAGAGUGCGGUGAGGGGAAGUGUGCAGAUGUUGCUGGAUAUUGGACUCGUGGAUGAGGCAAAGGAGGUUAAUAGGAGGUGGAUGGCAAGGUGGAUUAAUUUGUGA
Plenodomus lingam JN3 is the source of this 2088-nucleotide messenger RNA. The record is from RefSeq and is a predicted model, not a curated record. Lineage: Eukaryota; Fungi; Ascomycota; Dothideomycetes; Pleosporales; Leptosphaeriaceae.